Aspergillus thermomutatus is the source of this 1734-nucleotide messenger RNA. RefSeq names its product transcription factor domain-containing protein. The coding region runs from base 1 to 1734 and encodes 577 amino acids. The transcript is spliced from 5 exons. The record is from RefSeq and is a predicted model, not a curated record. Lineage: Eukaryota; Fungi; Ascomycota; Eurotiomycetes; Eurotiales; Aspergillaceae. Gene Ontology annotation, molecular function: zinc ion binding; DNA binding. Gene Ontology annotation, cellular component: nucleus. Gene Ontology annotation, biological process: DNA-templated transcription.
AUGCGCCUUUCAGUGUCCUGCGAUGGCUGCCGUCCUCCAUUACCUCCUGAAGCACAACCGGACCAUCCGUCGCCAUGGUGCGCUGAGCAUCCCAUCGAGGCUUUGCCCUCAUCCACCAUCAUUGCGGCGUGCGAGACCUACCGCAAGAAAUUCCCCGUCGCCAAUUUCCUCCACUAUCCGUCUCUGAUUGCAGAUUUAUCGUCAAAUCCUGCGUCAGUUGAUCCGGUCUUCGUUGCUGCUCUUUUGUCAUUAUGUGUGAGGUUCAUGCCCGAUCAAAGACUGGAAGCAGCCGAAAUAUAUGCCGAAUAUGCUCGCAAACAGCUUGCGCAUCGCGCGUUCGAGGCCCCGUCGCUCUAUCUUGCGCAGUCUUUGGUGAUGAUCACCUUUUACGAAUGGGGGUCCGGUCGUCCCUACAAGGCCUGGAUGUACAGUGGUAUGGCAACGUACAUGAUCCAGUCCCUCCUCAAGACGGCCGACGACAGCAUGGAGCAUAAUCCUCAGGACUUCCACGCAAGCCAAACUCAGUACGAGCAGCUGGUCCGCACGUACUGGUGCUGUUUUGCGCAAGACUGCGAGCUGAGUUCCGGAGCGCGCCAGCAUUUCGCCCUUUCCUUUCGACAGAUCUCUGUUCCGUUGCCCACCAGUGACCGGGACUUCAACUUUGGUCGGCUUUCAUCGCAUCGCUUGAUGCCGUCGGAUAUGAGCAAGCACUCACCGUUGUCAAGGAAUCUGACCAUCGACUAUGGACUGACGAUCGUCACCCGAGGAUUCGAUAUCUUCGUGCGGAUUCUGCGGUUCGCGAACGAGAGUCGGCGCGGCCGGACAUUGACCUUUCCUCAGGAUCCUUCAUCGCCGCGAGUGGUCUGGCAGCGCUUGAAGGAGGAGCUGGACGAGUGGAGGUUUUUGCAGGAUGUGACGGUGCGAUACCCGGCCACCAGUGCGCAGGCGCAUGUUGCGUUGGGAUACGGCGAACUGUUCGCGUACAUUAAUCUGGUCUAUUUCAUGAGUAUUCUCUUUCUGUAUCGAGACCAGUUCCUGUCCAGUCUCAAGCCUCACUCCGACUUGCUACAUGAUCUACAGGGCUCGAGCAAUGUAGACGAAUCACAGGCUAUCCGGCAACUCUUCGAAGCAGCACAGAAUAUCGGCGGCAUCCUUUCCGCCCUCGAAGUCUCUGGAGCACCGGUAAUCACACCAUACUCUGGAUUCAGUAUUUUCGUCGCGGCUCAUAUCAACAUGUACGGGACCGUGUGUCCGCAGCGAUAUCCCGGGGGAAUCGAGCGAGCGGAGGAGGAGAAAAAAGCCAACCUCUCAUAUCUCGAACGACUGAGCAGAUACUGGCCUGUUGGACACAAUUGGUGGCGAACCGUCCAGGAAGCCAACAGGUUCUACGAAAUAGCCAGAAACAAUCAGACGCACGUUCGUGAAGAAGCGGGCCAUCUCACGAUCGCGGGGACCUUGGACGAAUACGGUGAUAUUCGAAGUGUACAUCCGCGCCAGGAACUGUCUCAACAAAUGUUGCAGGGGGGAGUAGAGACAAGGGGUCGGAAUAAUCAUCAAGCCUUGGGGAGUGAUGGUCGUCAUCAUGGGACAGAAUCGAGGGAUGCAGUGCCCUUAAGUGAAUCUCACGAGCUAGAGGUGGAAAUGCUCCAGUGGCCAUUCAUUGAUGAAUCAUGGUCGCUGGGCUUUGACACUGGGUUUGAUGCUGCGUGGCCAUCCUUGGGAGCUAGUUCAUAG